Messenger RNA from Capronia epimyces CBS 606.96, 915 nucleotides. RefSeq lists its product as uncharacterized. Lineage: Eukaryota; Fungi; Ascomycota; Eurotiomycetes; Chaetothyriales; Herpotrichiellaceae. The coding region runs from base 1 to 915 and encodes 304 amino acids. The transcript has 2 exons. The record is from RefSeq and is a predicted model, not a curated record.
AUGGAUCCCCUCAGUCUUACUGCAAGCACUAUUGGCAUCACGCAAUUUGCCAUCGAUAGCAUCGUCCGACUCCGUGAAUUUAUCGACAAUGUCGCCGAAGCUAAAGAGGUGGUUCAAGACAUUGUUUCAAACCUAGAGGACGUACAGCGUCCGUUGGCCGCUCUAGAAGAACUCACCAUUUCAGACCGGAAGACUUACGCCGCAGCCAAAGCCGAUCUGGAGAACACUGGUGUCGGCGAGGCUGUGAACAAGUGCGGUCAGGCAUGCGCUGACUUUAUGGACAACCUGAAGCAAUGGACGAAACAUUCCAGCGACCAGAAAUUUUCACUCAGAGAUCGCUUUUCAGUCGGAAUAUGGAAUAAAGAGAAAAUUCGGACAUUUCGAAUGCAAGUUCAGUCUUGCCAGGCUACGGUCCAAUUCGCCAUUGCAAGUACCCAGCUAAUCGUUCAACUCCGCUCUGAAUAUAAGCUGCAGACUGAUAGCGAGAAACUAAGGACGAAACUACAGGCUCUCGAGGACAAAAUUCAGGAGCAUAUAAAUCUCACCAAGAAUCAGCAAGAUGAAGCACAAAGGCGUAGGCAGGAGCUCCAAAGGGAGCCAGCCGACGAAGAAGAUGGUGGCGCACAGCGGACUCUCGCUCUUCAGGAGGUUGAAAAGCAGUCGCGCUUACUAGAGGCUGACCAAGUUUCCUCUGCAGUGGUAUUCUACCAGGUGCGAUCCGAACGGACGGGCCAGGAUAUUGGUAACAUCAGGACUUCUGAUGAUUCAAGGGCUUUAGUAGGAUUGCCGGAGAGUGUCGUCGGAAAAGUCCACCAGCGGAUCAAAGACGUAACGACUCACAACAAUUCUGCUGCAGCUGUGGGAGUUUUCGAUAAGAGUGUUGAUAUGAGAGACUUCUUCAAGAAGACAUUAUAG